Messenger RNA from Cajanus cajan (pigeon pea), 1799 nucleotides. RefSeq names its product pyruvate dehydrogenase E1 alpha. The record is from RefSeq and is a predicted model, not a curated record. Gene Ontology annotation, biological process: pyruvate decarboxylation to acetyl-CoA. Gene Ontology annotation, molecular function: pyruvate dehydrogenase (acetyl-transferring) activity. Lineage: Eukaryota; Viridiplantae; Streptophyta; Magnoliopsida; Fabales; Fabaceae. Gene Ontology annotation, cellular component: intracellular membrane-bounded organelle.
GGUGGCGACCCUCUCUCGUGAAUAUAUAUGAUUGUGGUUUGAAGAGUGUUUGUGUUUAUGAUUUAUGGCAAUGAGACAGUGAUUUCCACGUUCCUCACCCAUUCCCUCUCUUGUUUCCUCCGCCUUCCCAUUUUUCUCUUUGCAAUUCCUUAAAGGGAAAUAAGAGUAGCCUCUUUCCUUUGAUUUCACAAACCAAAAUACCAUAAUGUCUCUUUCCGCACCCAAGUUUGUUCAACCUCUCUCUCCGCAUCACACUCACAGAUCCAUUGGCAGCCCAAUGUCUUUCCACGCAUCCACUCCCUUCCUUGGAUCCACUCACAAGCUUCGCUUCAUUGCCCCCAUUAAGCUCAAUCCUCGCUCUCCUUCCACUGUUGUCUCUGUCUCCGAUGUUGUCAAGGACAAAAAGCGCAAAUCAACCACCAAUCUGCUUAUUACGAAAGAGGAAGGCUUGGUGCUCUAUGAAGACAUGAUAUUAGGCAGGUCCUUUGAAGACAUGUGUGCCCAGAUGUAUUAUAGAGGAAAAAUGUUUGGUUUUGUCCACUUGUACAAUGGCCAAGAAGCUGUGUCAACUGGGUUCAUUAAGCUUCUCAAGAAAGAAGACUCUGUAGUUAGCACCUACCGGGACCAUGUUCAUGCACUGAGUAAGGGGGUCCCAGCACGUGCUGUAAUGAGUGAGCUCUUUGGGAAGGCUACGGGAUGCUCCCGAGGUCAAGGUGGAUCUAUGCACAUGUUCUCAAAGGAGCAUAAUUUGAUUGGUGGGUUUGCUUUCAUUGCUGAAGGAAUCCCUGUGGCUACAGGAGCAGCAUUUUCCAGCAAGUAUAGAAGGGAGGUGUUGAAAGAGGCAGAUUGUGAUCAUGUGACAGUGGCAUUUUUUGGAGAUGGAACAUGUAACAAUGGACAGUUUUAUGAAUGCCUAAACAUGGCAGCUUUAUGGAAAUUGCCUAUUGUGUUUGUGGUGGAAAAUAAUUUGUGGGCUAUUGGGAUGUCACAUCUCAGAUCGACUUCAGAUCCUGAGAUAUGGAAGAAAGGGCCAGCAUUUGGAAUGCCUGGGGUUCAUGUUGAUGGUAUGGACGUUUUGAAGGUCAGAGAGGUGGCAAAGGAAGCUGUUGAAAGAGCCAGACGAGGAGAGGGGCCAACCUUAGUAGAAUGUGAGACCUAUAGAUUUCGAGGACAUUCAUUGGCUGACCCUGAUGAGCUUCGUGACCCUGCUGAGAAGGCACAUUAUGCUGGUAGGGAUCCCAUCUCUGCACUGAAGAAAUACAUGAUUGAGAACAAAUUAGCCAGUGAACAACAGUUGAAGGCCAUAGAGAAGAAGAUUGAUGAGGUUGUUGAGGAAGCUGUUGAGUUCGCAGAUGCGAGCCCUCAUCCACCCCGCAGCCAGCUUCUGGAGAAUGUCUUUGCUGAUCCAAAGGGUUUUGGAAUUGGACCUGAUGGCAAGUACCGAUGUGAGGACCCAAAAUUCACUGAAGGCACUGCUCAUGUCUAAUGUUUUUUAAGUCUGACAUCUAUUGCUUGGAGUUUUCAGUUUUGGAUUCAUGUUCUUUUUCAUAUACUUACUAGAGAUCAAACGUUACAAAAUGCCCUUCAUAAAAAAAGGAGGAUUUGUUCUUUAGGUUGAAAUUUUGUUUUUUCAUAUAUUUAUUUUUAUUCAUGGAACUAGUGUCAACAAUUACAAUCUCCAAAGGUUGAUCCAUUUUAUAGCCUGUAUGCACUGUAAAAUUUUAAUCCUGCGUUUUAAUUGAGUCGUUGCAAAUAUGAGAGCCAUCCAUGCUUCUAGUGGACUUGUCUAUUAUUUUUCA